Prosopis cineraria is the source of this 2403-nucleotide messenger RNA. Its product is annotated as O-fucosyltransferase 23. Bases 831 to 2159 code for a protein of 442 amino acids. Gene Ontology annotation, biological process: pollen-pistil interaction. The transcript has 2 exons. NCBI's taxonomy places the organism in Eukaryota, Viridiplantae, Streptophyta, Magnoliopsida, Fabales, Fabaceae. The record is from RefSeq and is a predicted model, not a curated record.
UCUCUCUGUGCGUCCAUGUCUGUGAUUCCCAAGCUCUUUGGGCCCCACAAUUUCCUUUUUUUUUUUUUUUUUGGGUUGAGAAAGGCAAGCCACAGCUUGAAAGGAAGCAAUCCGAAGUUCACUAGUACUAUACUAAUCAGGUAAAAACAUCUCCGCACACAGCGUUGGGCAGGUCCGCAAAAUCCGAAUGGCACCUCCAUUCCUGGGUGUAUCUCUGGCAAUAGAGUCUGCACAUCUCUAAAUUUCCCUAGGGACAUGCGUUAAAGACACGUUCCAAUCGUUAUAGAAUAGUUCCCUAAGGCUUCUGAUCAAAUCUUGUAAUGGGUGGGUGAAGCCACUGUCCCUUGAAAACAGUUUUUCUUGAUUCUCAACUAUCAUCCACACCGGAUCAUUUCCUUUUCUCCUUUUCCUGGCUUUUCGUUUUCUACCUCUUCGUCUUUUAUUUGCGUUCUUCUCCCAACUUGCGUUGCUUUUAGACUGUGAGGGAUUUGCCAGGUGGGGCUGCUUUUGGAUUUAGCUUUGGCAAGGAUUCAGGCUUUCCUGGAUUCCUUUCUCUUUCUCGUUUCUUCUUCUCCUGGGUGCUUUCUAGUUUUUUCUCUCAGAUUUCUCAAGUUGAAUUCUUUCGUCAGAAUUUCAAUUUGGAUUUGAAUAUCUUGGAGACACUGCUUGAUGGGGUUUUGAUUUUCUCCCUGAUUCCAAAUUCUCUAAGAUUUUCAUCCAAAAUGGGAGACUCUGCUUUCAAAAUUGGACUUUGGCUUGACAAGCUCAUUGGAUCUCUCCAUUGACGCUGAUCCUUUGUAAGUUAUGUUAAGAGCUCAAAACAUCUUUAGAUGGAGGUGUUGUUUAAUUGUAAGCUAUCAAACUUCUUCGGUACCACAUUUAAGUCAAUAACUUGCAAAUGUCUGUUUCUGGCGGUCACACUUUUGAUUCUUAGAGCUCUUUUGCUUCCUCCAGCCCCUGUCUUUGGUGGGAUUGAAUGGACCAAUCUUGUAUAUAUCCCUAACCUUUCGUUGUCAUCAACUUCUGAAUCUGGGAUCAGGCAAGAUAAGUUUUUGGAGGUCCCUCAGAUUGUAUGGGGAUUAAACAACCAGAAGAUAGCAUUUGCCAGGGCUUGUCUUACUGCAAGAAUGCUGAAUCGAACUCUAUUGAUGCCUAGCCUCAGUGCCUCGUUGUUUUACAAAGAAAUUGACCUUCUGCAGCCCAUUUCCUUUGACAAAGUUUUCAAAUUUGAGAAGUUUAACUCACUCUGCAGUGGGUUUGUAAGGUUGGGUCGCUACUCUGAUCUUCUAAAUCAAACCCAAGUGCUUGAAAUGCAAAAGGGAAGUGGAAGGAAGUGGACAUUGGAGAGAGACAUGGAGCAAUUGAUACAGUAUAGCAGAGACCCAUUUGAUCAACAUGAGGUAAUUCGAAUUGUGGGGAAAAACCCUUUCCUAUGGCAAGAUCAUUGGCCUGUGAAGGAUUAUGCAAGUGUUUUUGAGUGCUUGGUUUGGGUAGAUGAGAUUGCAAAGGAAGCAGAUAGGGUUGUGUCCAAGAUAAAAACAAUUGGAAAAGAAGCAAGUGGUGAAACUGAUAGGUCUUUGUCACGGCCUCUACCCUAUGUAGCUGUCCACAUGAGGAUAGAGAUAGACUGGAUGAUUCACUGUAAAAAUGUAGAGCAAAGAUUAAACACAAAUCAAAUCUGUAGUAGCAAGAAAGAGAUUAUGGAGAGAGUUGGGAAACUUAAGAACACUGUAGGCCUGGAGACUCCAGUGGUUGUUUAUCUUGCCGUGGCUGAUAAGCUUCUUAAUGAUUCAUCCAUAUUGGAAGGUUGGGAAAAAGGAUUUCUUCCUUAUGAGAAGAAGAAACUUGGGGUUGAUGGAAUUUACAGGAAGUAUCCGUAUCUAAUUCAGUCUGCAAUUGACUACGAAGUUUGCUCAAGGGCUGAUAUCUUUGUGGGGAACAGUUUCUCUACAUUUUCAAGCCUAAUUGUUCUGGAAAGAACACAGAAGAUGAUCAGAAUGGGUGUAUCUAGCAGUAGCGUGUGUAGAACUUAUCUAAGAUGGCCUUCUUAUGCCUAUAAUAUAGCAGGAGAAUCCAAUGGUCCUAUGAAAUGGAUCACUAAUAUGUCUGAUGCAAGUCUUCAAGCAGUCAGCUAUGGAACCAGUCACUUAUCUUGUUGACUGUACUAUCUUUCUGCAACUUCAAAAUGUAGAGUAGAUUAGCAAAGGAAAGUAGAAAGGAUUUUUUUUUAUCUUUGUUUAUAUUUAUUUUCCCUUUGUAUUCUCUUUUGAAGGUGGUAUGACUUGGUAGGCUGAGGAAACUUUUCUUCUAGCUCUGUCCUUUUUUCUUUGAUAUAGAAAAAAAUGUAUCAAAUAUUUUAUAUUCAUGCUGAAGAAGAAUUUGACUAUGUUUGAGAUUUUUUUU